This is a messenger RNA of Lotus japonicus, 1444 nucleotides long. RefSeq lists its product as uncharacterized. Bases 437 to 1333 code for a protein of 298 amino acids. NCBI's taxonomy places the organism in Eukaryota, Viridiplantae, Streptophyta, Magnoliopsida, Fabales, Fabaceae. The transcript has 2 exons. The record is from RefSeq and is a predicted model, not a curated record.
AUAGUAAAUAUAUUUAAAUGAUAGAGACUGUUAAUCUCCAUAUGUGUGAUUAUAAUUCUGUGUGCAGAUUUCCAAGUGUAAUUUAUUUCAUACAUUUUUACGUUUUGAAUAUUUUCUUGACCUCCCACAUUCUAACGUGAGACUAUAAAUUCAUUAUCAUGGUUGAAUCGAUUUCUCUAUCUGCCCCAUUUGUGUUAAUCCCUUUUCUCUCUUUUAAGUACUCCAUAGUUCUGCUUCACCUUCAGUUAUUCCUUUAUCUCAAUCUCAAUGCCCAAGACCAAACAUUCUCCUCCCCCGUUUUAUAAAUUCUUUCUGCCUGUUGUUAGCCGUGAGGAUGAGGCACGAGUUACAUCUUUUGAAUUUUUUUUUAUUCUGAUUUUUUAUUUUCAUCCCUUUAUAAUCCUUUUUUUUUCAUUCCCAGGAUGAAGGCGAAGUGAUGCUGGAGUUUGUCAGGCAGUUUAAGGAUGAAUUAAAAGAGAAUUGGUUAUUGAUUGAUGAUGGGGGAUGUACCAACGUCGUUAAGUUUAACAUGAGUGUUGUUAGACCUAGAUUAACCCAUGGAUGGAAGCAGUUGAGAAAAGAUUAUUAUCUGCGAGGAACUUGCACUAUAUGGAUGCAUUUGAUUGAGGAUUGUGUUUUUAACAUGUAUAUUUUCAAUAGUGAAGGCAAGGAACUUUAUGUACCUGGCGCUCCUCUUAGAGAUAUUUACAAAUCAGAUGAUGAUGAUGAUGAAUUUUAUAGUAAUCUUCGACAAAGCCUUUCUUCAGAAAGUUCCUUGCUUGAUCAUAUAGAGUGCGAUGGGUAUAUUUCUGCCCAAAGUAGUGGAGUUGUUGCAACAACGGAUCUAACAAUUCGUCAACAACUCGAUGUAGAAGGAGGUCAAGAAGUGCCUGAUGUUGUUGCUGCUGAUAAUGUCGUUGAUGGUGCAGAAAUAGAACCAGAAAUAAUUGAAAAUGAUGAUGGCUUAGUGGAUGGAGAUGUUAUAAUUCCUGUGGCGCCUAUCCCAGAUCCUGGCAUCAUUUUUCAGUGUAUUUUCACAUGCACUCUUACUACAUACUAUGCAACAAAGAGUCAUUUGUAUGUCCCAAAGGAUGCUGCUGCGUAUCUCAUAGAAGCUGGCCUACACAGUUGGAUGUUCGUAGGUCCUAAAAGAAUCCCGUUUGAGUGUCGUAUUCUAAUCAGUUCCUGUCAUCGUUAUGCCAAAAUUGGAAGUGGAUGGAGGUUCUUCUGUGAAGCUAACCAGUUCUCCCCGGAUGACUAUUUACUAUUUCAAUUUACAAGCCCGGAAGAAGGAAUUGCAUACGUGAACUAUGGAGACCAAAUUGACAUUUAGAUAGUAUUGUAAUUGUUAGUGUGUUUCAAUGAAUGGGUUAAAAUUGUAUGGGGUGUUUCUUCAUGUGCCAGAGAAAAAAAAAAUUCUCAUUAUGUUUUGCUCUUAGGCAUG